UCAUCCCACACCGCACCACGCCACCACCUCCUCUCUCGUCAGCCUCUCCCUCUCCCCCGCAGGCUGCUGUCUGGUACAGCUGCUCUUCCCCUCUCUCUGGUAGGGAAUCAGGGGCGCGCGCCCAGUGGUGGAGGCAAAUCGGUCACAUCCAGCGCCAGGGAAGAUCCACCGGUUAAUGCUGGGGGGAUCAUCGAUCGUCUCGUCUCUUCCAGGCCAGCUCGCCGCCACCUGCUAGCUUCUCUGUGCCGCGCAUGGCCGCGCUGUAGCCGGAGGCUAGAUCCUCUCCUGCAUCCACGAAAGCGGCCGCGCGACAGAGGAACAUCAACGAAGCAGCAGAGCAAGGAUGGGGGAGAAGCUCGCGGCGGACGCGGCGGCGGACCAGGAUGACGGCCAAGCUGGGGCGGCGGCGGCGCCGGACGGCGUCCAGUACUGCAGCGAGCACCCCUACCGCCCCGGCAGCGCCGCCGCGGCGGCGGCCGUCGCCGGCGGAGGGAUAUGCGCCUUCUGCCUGCAGGAGAAGCUGGGCCGCCUCGUGUCCUCCUCCAAGUCCAGCCCCUUCUUCCCGCUCGGCGGCCACCCGCCGCCCUCGGGGUCCCCGUCGUCGCCGCCCUCCUUCCGCCGCGCCCCCGAGCCCCCGCCGCCGCUCCGCCCGUCCGCCGCCUCGCGCAAGUUCAUGGCUUUCCACCGGAAGAAGACGCCGUCCUCCUCGUCGUCCUCCUCAUCGGCCUCCGCGGCGCUCUCCGCGGGAGGCGGCGGGCUCAAGCGGAGCAAGUCCGUGGCGCCCCGGCCCGAGGAGCAGUUCCCCUACUCCUCGGCGUCGUCGCUGGCGGCCGAUAGCCCGCGCAAGAAGAGCUUCUGGUCCUUCCUCUACCUCUCGUCCUCGUCCGCGUACGCGCACCAGGCCGCCGCCGCGCCGUACGCCGCCAGCGGGGGCGCCGCCGCCGCGAGGCGGAAGUCGGUGUCCGUCGCGUCCGCGGCGUGGGCGUCCAGGGCGAACGCGGGCGCGCCGGACCAGCAGCGGCGCGGCGGGGCGGCCGCGUCAUCCACUCUGGGGCGGGCGCUGGAGGCCAUCGGCGAGCCGGAGAGCCCCAGCCAGAGCCAGGUGUCGUCGUCCUCGUCCUUCGGCCGGAAGGUGGCGCGCUCGCGCUCCGUGGGCUGCGGCAGCCGCAGCUUCUCCGGCGACUUCCUGGAGCGCCUCUCCAACGGCUUCGGCGACUGCACGCUCCGGCGCGUCGAGUCCCACCGCGAGCCAAAGCCCCACAAGAUGCGCGGCGGCGGAGCGCUCGGCCACCUCGGCGGCGCCGGCGCGGACGACGACGAGGACGACGACGUGUACGCGAGCCAGCACCGGAUCAAGUGCGCGGGGUUCUUCGGCGGCCUGGGCCCCGCGUCGUCCUCCUACUGGCUCUCCGCGGCCGAGGGCGCGGCCGGCGGCGCGAGGAAGUCCGGCGGCCGGAGCCACCGGAGCUGGGCGUGGGCGCUGGCGAGCCCCAUGAGGGCGCUGCGGCCGACGACGAGCGCCACCUCCACGAAGACCAUCACCGUCGUGCCGCCCAGCCACGUGACCAGCAACGGCACCACCUCGGCGUCGGCAUUGUCCAUAUCGUCCCCGACGCCCCCGUCCUCGGAGGCGGCACCACCACCACCAGCACUAGCAGCUCCAAUGGCGACGGUGACGGCGACGGCCGCGAAUUGAAUUCCGAAGCUGCAUGGUCGGUUAAUCUCCCACCCUUUCCUUGUCGAAUCGCCGCUGCUGGCUCUGCUUGGAUCGCCGCGUAUACAUGUCAUCCUCACUCGCUGCCGUUCCCUGUGUGUGCGUGUGUAAUUUGAACAACAAACCGUUCAUAAGUGGAAGAAUGUGCUGUGGAUUUUGGGUUUGAUCGUGCUUCUAGUCCUGACGCCUUGUCUGUUAGACUAGCAAUGGUACACCUGAACUUGUGUUCUAUUGAAUCA
Panicum virgatum (switchgrass) is the source of this 1953-nucleotide messenger RNA. RefSeq names its product formin-like protein 1. Bases 344 to 1696 code for a protein of 450 amino acids. The record is from RefSeq and is a predicted model, not a curated record. The transcript has a single exon. NCBI's taxonomy places the organism in Eukaryota, Viridiplantae, Streptophyta, Magnoliopsida, Poales, Poaceae.